Lathyrus oleraceus (garden pea) is the source of this 875-nucleotide messenger RNA. Its product is annotated as transcription factor PAR1. The record is from RefSeq and is a predicted model, not a curated record. The transcript has a single exon. Lineage: Eukaryota; Viridiplantae; Streptophyta; Magnoliopsida; Fabales; Fabaceae. Gene Ontology annotation, biological process: regulation of DNA-templated transcription. The coding region runs from base 163 to 588 and encodes 141 amino acids.
CAUUGACAUUUCUAGACCUCAACAAUAAUUUAACAUCUUCCUCUUCUCCCUCUCCUUUAACAUAUCUCAUUCAUUCAUAAUUAUUAUUACUACUACUCAAUCUCUCUCUUUUCUCUCACAUAUACAAAACUCUUAUUACAUUUAUUUAUAUACACAUAAUCCAUGGAAGAACAAACCAUGGAAAUGGAAACAGCAUUUCUCACUCAAAACAUGAAUACUACUACUGCUACUGCGACCACUACCGCUACUACCACACAUGAAGUUCAAAAGUCUCUGCAUGUUCUACGGCGAAGCCGUAGACGGUGCAUGGAUGGCGUCGGCAAGGAGAAACUGGUUUUGCUAAAGGAAGUCGCUGUUGAGGAGAAAGAAAAGGUCGAAGAUGAAGAAAGUGAUGAUAGAGAAGAGAUAGAGAGAAAGAUUAAUGCAUUGCAGAGGAUUGUACCUAACGGUGAGUCUUAUGGUGUGGACAAGCUUUUUGAUGAAACUGCUGGUUAUAUUCUGGCUUUACAGUAUCAAGUCAAAGCUUUGAAAGCUCUUACUGGUUUCUUUCAGAAGAUGGAGAAAGACAAAACUAAACUCGGUGGUUAAUUAAUUCUCAUGAUUCUUCAACAACAACAACUUCAUGGAAUUUCUUAGGUUAGAGAGGUUCUUAAUUUUGGUUUUUUUUUCUUUCAUAGACCCAUUAGUUUAUUUAGAUUUUUUAUUGGGUUUUUCUUAUUUAAUGUUGUACUUUUGGUUCAUUGGGAUCAAGCCUCAAGGAAAAUAUUUCCCAUUUUCUUAGAUUUUUUAAUUUUAUUUUUUGAUUUAUUUAUUUUUCAUGUUUUAAUAUCAAUAUGUUUUUGGAUAAUUUAUGGUAAAAAAUUGACUUUAUGAUA